GGGGAGAGAUAGAUGCUACAAGAAUAUCUCCCGUUAACUGUCCCCCGUUUUUUUUUUUUCUCUUUUUUUCUGUGUUUGCGUGUGUGUGUGCCCACGUCAAUGAACUGACCAUUAGGAUAACCACAAAGCAUAGUUCUCCCGGUGCUAUGAAGGCGUGGACUCCCAUUUGAAUCGUGAAAAGUGAAAAAUAAUGUGGCCUUUGACUCGCGACUGGAAGAGUGACUGUUGCUGUGCCCCGUGGACCUGCUGCUGCUGCUGCUGCUGUGGCAGUGUGCGGUGCCUGUGGAGUGUGGUGCUUGGUGGAGGCGCAGAGCGAGGGAGGGGCGCGGCGCUGCUCUCCCGGGUAGAAAGCUGCUGAAGGAGAUGCCAUGCGCAGCCAGCCACCCCACCUCUCUCUCUCUCUCUCUCUCUCUCUCUCUCUCUCUCUCUCUCUCUCUCUCUCUCUCUCUCUCUCUCUCUCCUAUACGCAUAUUCCUCUCCCAGACCUUCAUCUCCUCCCCCUCCUCCCCUCCUCCAUUGCUCCAUCCACACUCCCUCCACGAGCCUCCACCGACCACCAGGAGGGAACAUGAGUCGUCCAGGUCGUCUUAACAAGAGCGGCAGUGGAUCUCUACAUGGGUGAGGUGGCGAGGGGCGUGGCCAGGGGGCGGCUAGCAGCGUGUGCCACCAGGGAAAUGUGUAUGAACAUAAAAAAAGGCGCCCGUCAAGAAAGGCACAGAUGCAGGGUGUUGAGGCAGUGUUCAUCCCAGGGGCACACCACACAGGGUCAGCAACACAGAUGGUGGUGGAGAGGCACCUGUGGGACGCCCAGGGGAACACCAAACACGACCUUGACAGACAGAAGUUUAUUGAUGAAGUGUGGAAGAAGAGGAGGAAGGAACAAUGAUAUUCGACCAGCUGCGGCAUCUGGGGGCUUCACUUGACUGGGACAGCUGGGACAUGGAUGCAGCGAGAGACUGGCCUGUGUGUCUGUCUGUACAUCCGCACACCCUUGACCUCCAUGUCCACCCAGCAGGAGGAAGAUCUGGACACCUGUUACUCCUCUGGUCCCUCCCUUUGCCUCGCUGGGCUGGCCAGGUCAGGGGAGGGAGAGACCAUGCCUGACCUUGCUCGCUUCUACGCAACGACCUUGAAGACGGGUCACGGCAUCCUCUUGUGGGUGGCUCAGGUGGUCAUGCCGGGACUCGACUUGACGGGGAGGCUUUCCUUUGAGACUGUGCUGCUGCAUGGCCUCCAGGGUGAUGGUGGCGGCCACAAGACGUCCAAGUCCUGGGGCAGUGUGAUAGACCCCCUGGAUGUCAUCAGUGGGGCGUCCCUGGAGGUGUGUGACUUGCUGGUGCUGUGUGUUCUGUACUGGUGUUCAUUGGCUGUGGUGAGCAGUACCUUGACAGCAGGUACUGUGCGAGAGGGUGGAGGGGACCCUGAAUGCGGAAGAAGUACUCACUGGUCUCGUAUGAACUCUCCCACAGGCAUCCCAGAGUGUGGAGCUGAUGCCCUUUGGUCCACCCUGUGCUCCACCAGCUUCAGGAAACCGUCACCCCAAACAAUGAGUGGUGGAGGGUGCGUUCUGCGUUGACAGCCAGCAUGAGCGGUGACAGGAGCCAUCGGUGCCUUGCCUCCUCGCACCACCACCACAAGCACCACCACUCCUGCCAUCACCUACAAGGGGGAGACUGUGAUGUGGCUGCAGGUGGAUAGGUUCGGAGGCCUCCAGAGAGUUGCCCAGAGUGAAGCUUGUGGUAUAGAGGGACAGCUGCUGAUUAUCAAGCUUAUGGAGUGACUGGAAGAAAGUGGGAGGAGCCUGGAGGGAGUGGUGGAGGUACAGUACUCGGAGAAAAUCCCUUCACUAUGACGACUGGGUGUCUGCUGUACAGGCCACCAACCAAUGGAAUUGCUGUCUGAGGUGUGUGUGUGUGCGUAGAAGCCACCAUCAUCAACCACAGCAGGUGAUAAUGAUGGUUCCUGCUUUCAUCCUCAUUGGGGCUAGCCAGACCAACUUGGGGCUGUACUGGGGUGACGCUGUGUGCCUCAGGUGUAUCUGGAGGGCUGGGAUAGUGAGAAGAGAGAGAGAGUUAAGAGUAGUCAGCCAUCCCAUCACCCACUCACCCAGUCACCCACACAUCCCAUCACCCACUCACCCACACACCCAUCUCAUCACAGGGUAGGGCAGUUCAUAGGUACAUGGCACAGACCGUUAAGAAUCUAAUAUAAAUACUCUGAGGAGGCUCUGGCAGGGGUCUGGAGGCUGGCUAAGGAUGAGCUAACAGAUAUAUUAACUCACUGAAGAGGAGAGGGAAGAGUUAACUAAGGAUGUAGAGGCAAUAGAUGAGGGUAAGAACAGCAGCAGAUGUUGUAGUGGACAGUUUUGGACAAGAAAGUGACGAAGUGGUACCUGAACAUGAGGGACGGCUGGAAAAAAGGAAGGAGAAAGAAGGAAGCCCUGUGGAGUGUGACGCAGAAUAAUAUUAAUAGCCUCAUCUUGGGAUUAAUGUGAUGAGCUACAAGUAGAGAACAUUGAACAAAAUAGAUACAACUUAUGGAAAACAUCAAAUAAGGAGUUAUGUUUUUAGUUAAGGAAAGAUUCAAAAUGGCUGGAUACAAUGUGGUGAUGGACUAGCAGAUGCAUUAAUAAUUAGAGUCCAAAAUAUACCAGGCAAAAAGAUGAUUCAAAUUAACUGACAUACCAAGCAAUUAAUUAGUGAAAUCAGUCUUUGUUGACUCUUUCAAAGCCUUUCAGUUUGUCGACCUUAGUAUACUGUUAGGAAAAAAAGCGAUAUUAAGACAUGAGGUAUAAGCACUCCUGGUUCAAAGGCUAUUUGACUGAUAGUGUGUGUCUGUCCUAAAUUUGUAAUGAUGGUUUUGGUCCCUCAUCAGUCAUUGAGGGUGGUUGCCUAACUACAGAUAUAGCACAAAUAGAACGACUAACAAAACUCAAAGACGAUGACCAUUAUUAUUAUUUCUAUUAUUAUUAUUAUUAGUAGUAGUAGUAGUAUUGUAUCACGGUAUUUAAUAAUAGAGCCUCAACUUAUACUAGUCUUGCCUGAAAAUCUCUCGUUUUCUAUCAUUCUCCCAUCCUGCAGGCCUGAGCCCAGACCGACACCCAGAGAAAUGUAAACAAACGCAGAGUCAGACUAUAUAUACGGGUGAAUUUGUUGCU
Molecule: messenger RNA, 3157 nt
Organism: Scylla paramamosain (green mud crab)
Lineage: Eukaryota; Metazoa; Arthropoda; Malacostraca; Decapoda; Portunidae
Exons: 13
Coding region: 944-1576 (210 amino acids)
Biological process (GO): valyl-tRNA aminoacylation
Cellular component (GO): cytosol
Molecular function (GO): ATP binding; valine-tRNA ligase activity
Source: RefSeq, a predicted model, not a curated record